Cololabis saira (Pacific saury) is the source of this 3400-nucleotide messenger RNA. Its product is annotated as B-cadherin-like. Bases 210 to 2915 code for a protein of 901 amino acids. Gene Ontology annotation, cellular component: catenin complex; adherens junction; cytoplasm. Gene Ontology annotation, biological process: cell-cell junction assembly; adherens junction organization; calcium-dependent cell-cell adhesion. The record is from RefSeq and is a predicted model, not a curated record. NCBI's taxonomy places the organism in Eukaryota, Metazoa, Chordata, Actinopteri, Beloniformes, Belonidae. Gene Ontology annotation, molecular function: cadherin binding; calcium ion binding. The transcript has 18 exons.
UGACGUCACCGCCGCCAGUACCUGCAGCAGCUCGUCCUGCUGAACCCGCUCUCACACGGAAACUCUCCUCUCCGCCGCUCCCAGAGAAACUCUACAAACUCUACAGGCGACGCUUUUCCCAGGGGAAUAUAUUCAAAACACUUUUCAUCAUUGUUUUCCAACACUUUUCUGUUUUUGAGAGGAAUACCGACCGGAGGAGUCGCACACAAAUGGGCCCCGCUCGGGUCGCGGUUUGGGGCGUUUUAAUCGUCGUUUUUCAGGCCUGGGCUCAAGCGAACACACAGGAACCAUCAUGUGCACCUGGAUUCCAGUCAGACUUGUUGAUUUUCAGAGUGGCGACAAAGCACCUGAAGCAGGGGACCAGACUGGGCAGAGUUGGCUUCACAGACUGUACGGAUCGCAGGAUCUUUCUCUUCAGCACCGACGACAGCCGCUUCGUGGUGCAGACUGAUGGCACUUUAACUGUAAAAAGACCGGUUGUUCUUCACGAUGGUGGACUGGACUUCUUCAUCCGCUCCUGGGAUUCUCACGGUCGCAGGAUGAGUGUUCCUGCCAGGGUCCUGCACCAUGGCCAUCGCCAUGGAAACCAUCACCAUGGAAACCAUCACCACAGUGUUGGCCACAACCACGAGCAUCACCUCCCGCAAACGGAGGUUUCUAGUAACACAAACACCGAAGCCCCACAGGUGCCAAUCCUGCAUUUCCCUAAGUCCAGUGAAGGGCUGAAGAGGAGGAAGAGAGACUGGGUCAUUCCUCCGCUCAACGUUGCUGAGAACUACCGAGGAGACUUUCCCCAAAAAAUCUCCCAGAUCAAAUCCAACUCAGACAUAAUCAUCUUCUACAGCAUCACUGGGCCGGGAGCCGACCAGCCUCCCGUGAAUCUCUUCAAGAUGGACCGGGGCACCGGGAAUCUGUACGUCACUCAGCAGCUGGACAGAGAGAAGAAAAGCAGCUACAGGUUGCUAGCGCACGCCGUUUCAGAUGGCGGCGGGACUGCAGAGGAGCCCAUGGAAAUCACCGUCAUUGUAAUUGACCAGAAUGACAACAACCCUAUCUUUAAUCAGUCCACCUACAUCGGAGAAGUGGCCGAGGCCUCAAAGAAAGAUUCUGAUGUGAUCCAGGUUUUUGCCACCGACGCUGACGAUCCAGCAACUGACAACGGAGUGAUCCGCUACAGUAUUCUAGACCAGGACCCAAAGCUGCCCGCCGGCAACAUGUUUGCCAUCAACCCAGUCACCGGAGUGAUCCGAGUCAACCUGGAAGGACUGGACAGAGAGAAAUUCCCUCGGUACACGCUGGACGUCCGAGCAGCAGACACGGAGGGCCGGGGCUUGUCUGCAGACACCAAGGUCAUUCUCAAGGUGACGGACAGCAACGACAACGCUCCCGUCUUCACCAAGCCCACGUACGAAGCAGCGGUUCCAGAGAACAAAGUGGACGAGUUUGUUGUUACGAUGUCGGUAACCGACGGCGACGAGCCACACUCCCAAGCCUGGAACGCCGUAUUCAAGAUCAUAGACGGAGAUCCGGAAGGCUUUUUCUCUGUGAAGACUGGAACCAACAAACAAGAAGGAAUCAUCAGUACGGUCAAGGCUCUGGACUUCGAGAAGACCAGGAAGCACACGCUGCUGGUGGCCGUGGAGAACGAGGUCCCGUUCGUGACGCCGCUGACCACGGCCACCGCCACGGUGGUGGUGACCGUGGAAGACGUCAACGAAGCUCCCAUCUUUGAACCCCAGGAGAAGCUCGUAUCCAAAAGAGAAGACCUUGUUGUCGGCAGCCCCAUACUGACGUACACGGCCAACGACCCCGACGUAGCCCGGGAACAGAAAGUAGAGUAUAAAAUGAUCAACGACCCGGCAGGCUGGCUGAGCGUCGCCAGGGACACGGGUCUGAUCACGGUGAAAAGCCUCAUGGACAGGGAGUCCCUCUUCGUCAAAGAUGAAGUAUACAGAGCUCUGAUUGGUGCUAUUGAUAACGAUGAAGUUCCAGCCACAGGAACGGGUACUCUCCUCAUUAAGCUGGAAGACGUCAACGAUAACGCCCCCACCAUUUAUGAAAGGGAACUGAAUGUGUGCAGCAAGAAGCCCGUCCCUCAACUGCUCACCGUCAUAGACAAAGAUGGCCCGACCUUCAGUGCUCCGUUUGACGUGAGUCUCCCCGAGUCAACCAAGGCCAACUGGACGGCGAGGAUGAACGGCACCAAAACGGGGGUCCUCCUGACGUUGACUAUGGACCUGCCUGAAGGAUUCUACAACGUGGGGAUGAAUGUUGCCGACCACCUGGGCAAGAGUCAGCUCAGCACCAUCAAGGCCCACGUGUGCAGCUGCACAGGAGAUGAAUUCCGCUGCGUAGGGAGGAUUGCAGGAGACGAUAACCUGCCGGUCAUCCUGGGAAUACUCGGGGGCGUUCUGCUGCUGCUCAUGCUGGUGCUGCUGCUGCUGCUGUUUGCAAGGCGGAGGAGAGUGGAGAAGCAGGAGCCGCUACUGCAGGAUGACGACAUAAGAGACAACAUCUAUUACUACGAUGAAGAGGGAGGUGGAGAGGACGAUCAGGACUUUGAUCUGAGCGUGCUCCACCGGGGUCUGGAUAACCGGCCGGGGGUGAUCCGGGACGACGUGGCCCCCACAUUCCUAACGGCUCCCCGCUACCGAGCCCGCCCAGCCAACCCCGACGAGAUCGGCACCUUCAUCGACGAGAACCUGAAGGCGGCAGACAACGACCCGACGGCGCCUCCGUACGACUCCCUGCUGGUGUUCGACUACGAGGGCGGCGGCUCCGACGCAGGAAGCCUGUCCUCCCUGAACUCCUGCAGCAGCGGAGACCAGGACUACGACUGCCUGGCCGACUGGGGGCCGCGCUUCAAGAAGCUGUCCGACAUGUACGGAGGAGGGGAGGACGACGACAUGCUGUGAUCUGUCUGCUGGUGGCGCGUCCCGUCGGUACGGUUCCAGUAACUUCUCAGCACAGAAGCCAAGGACGACUUCUUCCUUUUAUCAUUCCUCUGUUGGGCUUUUUGUUUUUUAGUGCUUGAGCUUUGCGUUUGACUCGCAGGCUGAGGACAGAAACACCUGACUCCAGUCACCGGACACACGCUCGCAGCUGCACUGGUACGAUUAAAACGAGUAAAACUGGCAAAGUGCGGCUUUAAAAAUAGUUUUUUCUUGUUUGUACUGUUUUUUUAUAUUUCUGUUCGACGAAUGAAUCGGUAAUGGUUAACAAUGCCACAUCACCGCCUCGGUGAGCUUGAUAAGUUUCCAAUAAAUGGUUUCUUUUUUAGAUGUUGAAUAAGCAUCUGCUGUACUUCUGUCAAAACUCUUAUUGCAGUUGCUUCCAAAUGUACUUUAUAAGCAAUACUCUGUUAAUUUGACUUUUUUUUUAUAAAGUUAUCUUAAUACAA